AUUGGCCGCCAUUUUGUGUUAGGCCCACUCUUCCAAAGCGGGAGAAAAUUAUUAGUCCGGCGCUCGGCACGUACGGACGGUCACCGCGGGACUGAAGGGAGCAGCCACAGACGCCGUGUAUCCAAAAGAAUAAAACGGGGAAAAGAAGCAGCCGGGAGGUGUCAGUUGGUUUGCGCCAUGGAGGGCGAAGUUGUUUCCAUCGAGACCACUCAGACUGCUGCCCUGGCUGCUGAUGGAAAGGUCCUGCAGGAGGGUGGAGACGCCUUGAUGCAAGGGGCAGCCAUAGCUGCACAGGGGGGUGUGACUGGUAACAUGGAGAUGAUGGUGAUGGACGCUCUCGAUCCAACCCUUCUGCAAAUGAAGACGGAGGUGCUGGAGGGCGGUGGCACAGUGACUGUUACUGGUGGAGAUGAGGGUCAGAUAAUCACGCUGCAGGUGGUGAAUAUGGAGGAGCAGACAGGAGCUGCGUUAGGUCUUGGGCAACUUCAGCUGGUGCAGGUACCUGUCACAACAGCAACCGUUGAGGGGCUCCAGGCCACCUUUGUUGAUGCAUCAGGAGCCAACAAGGACGCCGAGCCGGUUAUCUGUCACACUCUUCCCUUGCCCGAGGGCUUCCAGGUGGUAAAAGUGGGUGCCAAUGGUGAAGUAGAGACUGUAGAGCAGGAGGAGCUCCAGGCAGCCCACGAGGAGCUUCAAGGGACGAGGGGAGAAGAGGAGGAGGAGGAAGCGGAAGCGGAGGCAGCAGAAGUAGAAACCACUGUGCCUCAGCAAGAAGACCCAGAAUGGACCAAAGACCCAGACUACCAGCCCAUCACCACUGUCCGUAAAGGAAAGAAGGGAAAGAAGAGCCGCCUGCGAUACGGGGAGGGCGAUCGCGACAUGGACGUUUCUGUGUACGACUUUGAAGAAGAGCAGCAGGAGGGGCUGCUGUCAGAGGUGAAUGCUGAGAAGGUUGUGGGCAACAUGAAGCCACCAAAGCCCACAAAGAUCAAGAAAAAAGGUGUAAAGAAGACUUUCCAGUGUGAGCUGUGUAGCUACACCUGUCCAAGGCGCUCCAACCUGGACCGACACAUGAAGAGCCACACAGACGAGAGGCCACAUAAAUGUCACUUGUGUGGACGAGCCUUUCGUACAGUCACACUGCUGAGAAACCACCUCAAUACACACACAGGCACUCGGCCACAUAAGUGCACAGAUUGUGACAUGGCAUUUGUGACCAGCGGUGAGCUGGUGCGUCAUCGUCGCUACAAACACACACACGAGAAGCCCUUCAAGUGCUCCAUGUGCGACUAUUGCAGCGUGGAGGUGAGUAAGUUGAAAAGGCACAUCCGCUCUCACACAGGGGAGCGACCCUUCCAGUGCAGUCUGUGCAGCUAUGCCAGCAGAGACACUUACAAGCUGAAGAGACACAUGAGGACACAUUCAGGGGAGAAGCCAUACGAGUGCUACAUCUGCCAUGCCCGUUUCACACAGAGCGGCACCAUGAAGAUGCAUAUUCUGCAGAAACACACGGAGAACGUGGCCAAGUUCCACUGCCCACACUGUGAUACUGUCAUCGCACGCAAGAGUGACCUCGGUGUUCACUUGCGAAAGCAGCACUCAUUUAUUGAGACGGGAAAGAAAUGCCGUUACUGUGAUGCUGUGUUUCAUGAGCGAUACGCUCUCAUCCAACACCAGAAGACUCACAAGAAUGAGAAGCGUUUCAAGUGUGAACAGUGCGACUACUGCUGCAGACAGGAACGCCACAUGGUAAUGCACAAGCGUACACACACAGGGGAGAAGCCGUUUGCCUGCAGCCAGUGUGAGAAAACAUUCCGGCAGAAGCAGCUUCUGGACAUGCACUUCAAGCGCUACCACGAUCCCAACUUCAUCCCCACUGCCUUCGUCUGCAGCAAGUGCAACAAGACAUUCACACGCAGGAACACCAUGCUACGCCACACUGAAAACUGCAUGGGUGAAGUUGUUGAAGAAAAUGGAACUCCCACACCCAAAAAAGGUCGCCGGGGCAGGAAGAGGAAGAUGCUGGCCAGGAGGGAUGAUGAUGGUGAUACAGAAGAUGAACUGGACGAGGCGGAGGAGGAGGAGGAGGAGGAAGAGGAGGAGGAGGAGGAGGUGUUAAGUGAGAUUGAGGUGGAACAGGCCCCACCAGUCGUCCCUAUCCCAGCCCCUGUGGAGCCACCAGUCAAGAGGAAACGUGGACGGCCCCCGAAGAGCAAACCAGACACGGCUGCUAUCAUUCGUGUGGAGGACGAGGUCACUGGAGAGGUGGAUGACAUAAUUGUGAAGAAGGAGGUUGGCGCCGAACAAGAUGACCAGGAGGACGGCAACGAGGAGGCCACAGAGGAGGUGGUGGUCGGUGGAGGGAAGUCGACCAUUCAGAUGGAGGAGCUACCCCAGGAAGAGGGGGCUGCGCAGGAGGUGCAGCUGGCUGAGGCCCCGCCUAACGGGGACCUGACCCCUGAGAUGAUCCUGAGCAUGAUGGACCGGUGAUGGAUGUGAGGGUCAAACCUGCAAACACGCGCAUCGCAUCUCCAUUUUUAUUCUUCGAAAUUAGGAUUGCAAACACUUGCGUCCCUGCACAGAAACAUCACUGUUGUAAUUUAAGAUUUGCUUUUUAAUCAUGUAUUGAAAAAAGAUUUGGAUGAGUGAAAAGCAUUUUGUUUUUGUUUUGUUUUUUUAAUUUGCCUACCAAAACAACAUGCAUUUCAUUAUAUUGGAGUUUGGUGUGGCUGUAAUUGACAGCAGUAUCUUUAGCCUCUGCAUUGUUGCCUUUGGUGUUUAGUCAUUCUGUCAUGUGGUAGAUAACAGAUAUGCUACAAUGUCUACAUAACCUCUGGCUACAUUUCUGCACAAUAGUCCCACUAAAUGUUUUUAAAUGGUAGAACUACUUUUCCCUAAAGUCAGACUAUGUGCAUGUCAUUUUACAAAAGAUUUGGAUAAGCUUUUCAAUCUAUUUUCUUUUUAACCCUUUUUGUUUUACUUGUGAUAUAUAUGUAGUAAGUUUGUAUACCUCUUGUGCCAUUGGAUUCAUUUUAGAUAGACCGUGGUGGACACAUAAUGUGGACCUUGCUUUCCCCCUUUUCCAUCAUCCCUCACUGUAGCGCUCCAUGUAUCUCUGAACUUCACUGUAGUAAAAUCUGGAGAUGAAAAUUGGCUUUUGGGGUUUGAAGUUUUAGAAGAAAAGGCACAGUCAUGUAAAUUUAGGCCCAAGAUGAAAGUCACUGACGCGUCAUCGAAAAUGAUUUAAAAUUGCAGAAACAAAGAUGCAACUUUCAGGAAGAUGAUACUGCCAUUAAUCACAGCCAUUUCAAUAGGAGACCUUUAUUUUUGGAUAUCUUUAUUUUUUGGUUUCUGUUUCUGUGGUUAGUAAAUCUCUUUUAAGCCUAUUCUAGUUUUUAAAAGCUUAAUAGACUUAUCUUAUGCUCCUUUCUUGCUACUCUUAACAACCCUAGAUGAUGCUUAUGUACUGAACAUAACAGUGCAAGAAAAGAACGUUGUUUUGUUCCUUUUGUGUAGCCAUUCCACUUUAGGUUGAUGUUUUCUUUUUGUACCUAAUGCAAUGCUACGUAGCAGCUUGAAUGACAUUUUAAUAAAUGUGUGGCAGACGAAAACAGAUGUAUGACUGUACAACCAAUAAAAAAAGUAGACAUUGAAAUGGACAUUUUAGGUUUCUGCAGCUGUAAUCGCAAUCGUGGAUAUUGAAAAUGAGUCUGGUUUGGUUGAAGUUAACAUUGUUAGUGGCACAGCAACAAAAAAUAGAUGGCUUGAAUCAUUGUUUAUUGAAAAUAGCUGAGAAACAACUGAGCGCUAACAGAAAUGGAAAUAUCCGUGUAUUUUGCUUGCAAAUAUAUUUUAUUAAAUGGACGACUUGA
This is a messenger RNA of Micropterus dolomieu (smallmouth bass), 3872 nucleotides long. RefSeq names its product transcriptional repressor CTCF-like. Gene Ontology annotation, cellular component: nucleus. The coding region runs from base 178 to 2490 and encodes 770 amino acids. The record is from RefSeq and is a predicted model, not a curated record. The transcript is spliced from 13 exons. Gene Ontology annotation, biological process: regulation of transcription by RNA polymerase II. Lineage: Eukaryota; Metazoa; Chordata; Actinopteri; Centrarchiformes; Centrarchidae. Gene Ontology annotation, molecular function: RNA polymerase II transcription regulatory region sequence-specific DNA binding; DNA-binding transcription factor activity, RNA polymerase II-specific.